AUGAGAUUUGCUGUCGGUGUAUCUCUUGAACAACAGCAACUUAAUCCUUGUAAUAACAACGAAUUAAGCGAUAUCGAUAACACUAAUCAUAAUUCUAGCAGCCAACCCGAAAACGUCACUAACACAAGUGACAACGAAGAAGACAACGAAUCGUUCAACUUUGAUAAUCAUCCGUUCGUUGUUAUUUCACAACAUUCCAAAAAGGUUCAUUGUAUAAUUGAUGAAGAAAAUAUGCCUUCGAUAGAAAAUGAAGGAAUUUGUCUUACCUCUGAAAAUUGGAUAACUCGUAGAGAUGAAACAGUUACGAGAAUCGAUCAAUUUAUACAACGUGAUAGAGUGAUAUUAAUUAGAGCCCCACCGUUCACUGGGAAAACUUCCUUAUGUAUCUUGUUAGAAGAAUAUUAUCGUAGAAAACGUGUUCCAGUCCUACAAAUAUGCUUUUUAGGUGUUGAGGAUAUGCCCUUUGAGGAAUUUUGGAUAAAUGAAACCGGAAAAAGCUGGAAAUAUUGGCUUAAUCCCAAACACGGUGAAAGGGUUAUCAUAUUAGAUGAAACUCAUCAUAUCUUUGACGGAGCCCAAUAUGAAACCUUUUGGCUAAGGAUAAAAUCGUUGUGCCGUCAAGCUUCACUUGGUAGAGAAACUAUAAAAGUCAUUGCUUUUUCUACGGGAGGUAGAUUGGCUACAUCCGCUCAAAGUCCAGUGGAUUUUCAACAGAAAUUUGGAUUCGGUUUAGUUCAUUGUACGCCAUCCGAAUUAAAGGAAUUGGUCGAGGCGUUUAAUAAAUAUAAUUCUAAAAAGAAGAUUCAUGUUAGUGAAAAAAUUGCUCAGCACAUUAUGGAAUUUACCGCUGGACAUUUGGGUCUAAUUCGUUGGAUAUUAAACGGAAUUGAUAAUUAUUUUUCUUAUCGCGGAACGAGUUACAAAAUUACUACCGAUCCCGAAAUAAUGUCAUAUUUUACGUCAUCGGAUUUCAUUGAACAUGUUAAAGCUCAUCGUGGCGCUCCGCUUUACAAAUUUAAUACUGCGGAAGGAGAAGUUAUAGAUAAACUUCUACUUAAGGAUGAGUUACGUAUUCAUUCGACUGGUCCGGAUGAAGCCGUAACUGCAUUACUUAAAGCCGGAGUAUUAUUUUAUAUUGAUGACAAAGGUCCUGAAUUUAUUUUGAGAGAAGGUCGAGUUGGGUUCGUUUCUCCUGUAGCUCGAUUACUUUCAUUCUUUCAUCGUUGUGUGUCUUUUAAGCAACCGCUUCAAGAUGGUUUCACUUUACAAGAACUCGUUCGUGAAGCAUUAUCAAGGGUCAAUUCUAAAGCUUUAACUCAUAACCUAGGACGAUCAAAAGAUGGGAUGAGACUUCUUGAACGUGUUUGGCAAAUGGAAUUCUAUAGAGCCAUCUAUAGUUGUUUGCCUGAUGAAAUGCAUAUAUCACCUGAUGUAGGAAGAAUCUUUGCGACAGAUGGUGUAGUUGACUUUUAUAUAUCUGAACCUCAAUGGGCAAUUGAACUUUUGAUCGAUGGAAUUGACAUGAAAAGACAUCAUGAGCGUUUUCAAGAUGGAGGACGAUAUUCUUCAAUUCCUAUAAAGGAUUAUAUCAUUCUUGAUAUCCGUGAAACACGAACGGUAAUAAAAUCGUACCCUAAUACCUGGCAUAUUACCCCAAACACUGACUUUACAAGUUUUAGUAUAAUAGAAGGCAGCACAAGUUUUGAUGUAUCGGUAAGAAAAGUAAUUAAUCGAUCUAAUAUGAAAAUAUCUACACAAGAAUGUGAAGCAUUAGAAUUUGAGAUGAAAACUUUAAAACGUAAACGAGAUGAUGAUGAUGAAUUUAAAGAAUAUAAAAAACGACAAAAUAGAAAGGAUGUGAUUGAAAGUUUAGAAAAGUUGGUCGAUUUCUUACAAAAAAGGGAAAGGUAUCUAAUGGAAAGGGGUGCCAUUGAAGAAGCAAGAGAGGCUCAACGUGAACUCGAUCGAGCUUCUGGAGAAUUAACUAAAAAUUUGUAUGAAUCUCUUGGUCGAUAA
This is a messenger RNA of Funneliformis geosporum, 2016 nucleotides long. Lineage: Eukaryota; Fungi; Glomeromycota; Glomeromycetes; Glomerales; Glomeraceae. The record is from the annotation of a GenBank genome assembly.